UUUGUUGAUCCACGUCUGCAGCUUCUUUCGAGUUCUUUUAUGCCUGCCAAUAUGACAACACCUUAUACCGCUGGUGGUGCUCCACAGCUUGCACCUCCCCCCCAACAGCAGGCCGGAGGUCUUUCAUUGCAGCAAUCGUUCCAGCAGCAUAAUCAGUCGAGGGGUAUUGGAUCUGCCCCAAAGAUACCUUGGGCUUUGUCCAAAGCAGAAAAGAAAAAUUACGACCAAAUUUUUAGAGCAUGGGAUGCCCAAGGUACAGGUUUCAUAAGUGGUCAGACGGCUCUAGAAGUAUUCGGACAAAGUGGCCUGGACAAGAACGAUCUGGCGCGUAUCUGGUUGGUGGCAUUGAUCCAUCAUGUUUUAGCACAGUCUUAUAUUGUUACUCUUAAUCAACCCUAGGACUCUUGCCGAUACUGACAAUAGAGGCAAGCUAAAUCUAGCCGAGUUCCAUGUAGCAAUGGG
Messenger RNA from Serpula lacrymans var. lacrymans S7.9, 462 nucleotides. RefSeq lists its product as uncharacterized. Lineage: Eukaryota; Fungi; Basidiomycota; Agaricomycetes; Boletales; Serpulaceae. The annotation marks the transcript as partial. The record is from RefSeq and is a predicted model, not a curated record. The transcript has a single exon.